Molecule: messenger RNA, 1019 nt
Organism: Colias croceus (clouded yellow)
Lineage: Eukaryota; Metazoa; Arthropoda; Insecta; Lepidoptera; Pieridae
Product: hemicentin-2-like
Exons: 7
Biological process (GO): synapse organization
Cellular component (GO): neuron projection membrane
Source: RefSeq, a predicted model, not a curated record
GGCCGUGACGGUCGCAUGUGAUGCGUGUUCCUUCGCCGAUCCCGCAGUGAGUGCAGUGCUGUGCAAACGCGUGGUUCAAAAUCCCGCGCAAAUUUGAAUGAUUCGUGUGUUUCGAACUUGACUGGUUCAGUGUGGCUAUGACCGCCGUCUGAGGAUUGCAAUCCGUUCUACAUCCGGCGCGCGGGGCGGGCGCGAUGUACGCAUGCGCGUGGCGGCGGCACGCGCUCACCGCCGCCCUCGUGCUCGCCGCGCAUCUCAUCAAAGUGUUGUCGUGCGGCGAGACGGGCGGCGGCGGGCGCGCGCGGCGCUACGUGGGGCUCUACACGGGGCCCUACUUCGACCCGUCCGCGCCCAACAACAUCACGGCGCAGCUCGGCACGCACGCCUACCUGCCAUGCAAGGUGCGGCAGCUGAGCAACAAGUCGGUGUCGUGGAUCCGGCGCCGCGACGCGCACAUCCUCACGGUGGACCGCUUCACGUUCAUCGCUGACGAGCGCUUCCAGGCUUUCCUCGUCGAGGCCACUGACACCUGGACGCUACAGGUGAAGUACGUGCAGGCGCGCGACGCCGGCGUGUACGAGUGCCAGGUUGGCACCGAGCCCAAGAUGAGCCACUUCGUGCAGCUCAACGUCGUCGUCCCCAAGAUCGAGAUCGCCGGCGAGAGCGAGAUCUAUGUGAAGGCGGGCAGCACGGUGAGCCUGAAGUGCGUGAUCACGCAGGCGCUGGAGGAGCCGGCCUACAUCUUCUGGUACCACAACGAGGAGCGCGUGCUGAGCUACCGGCGCGGCCUGCGGGACAUCCGCGUGGAGCGCCCCGCGCCCGACACAACGGUCGGCCACCUCGUCAUACACAACCCCGUGCGCGAGGACUCCGGCAACUACUCCUGCGCGCCCUCCAACCUCGACUCGGCCUCCGUCGUGUUGCACGUCCUCAGCGGCGAGCAGCCGGCGGCCAUGCAGCACGGCAACGCGGCGGCGCGGCGCGGCGCGCGGACGGCGCUGCUGGCGGCCGCGCUGUGC